CUGGUCUUUGUCUUGAGUGUAUAUAUAUAUAUAUAUAAAUCAUACCGGAGCAAGACCAGAUCCAUCACAACAAGUUCAGUCAUCAUGUUUGAGAAGAACAAACUUCAGCCUACCUUUGAGGAUGUUAUGGGGUGUCAGGCAGCGUGCUAUGAGUGGGCAGACAGCUACGAUAGCAAGGACUGGGAGCGUCUCCGCAAGUGCGUAGCGCCGACACUGCGCAUCGACUACCGGUCGUUCCUCGACAAGAUAUGGGAGGCGAUGCCGGCCGACGAGUUUGUGGCCAUGGCCUCUAACCCGGCGGUACUGGGCAACCCGCUGCUCAAGACACAGCAUUUCAUCGGCGGGACUCGGUGGGAGAAGACGGCCGAGGACGAGAUGACGGGCUACCACCAGCUGCGGGUGCCGCACCAGCGGUACACGGAUGAGUCGCGCAGCACCGUGGCGGUCAAGGGCCAUGCGCACAGCUUCAACACGCACUGGUACAAGAAGGUCGACGGCGAGUGGAAGUUUGCGGGGCUCAACCCAGACAUCAGGUGGUAUGAGUACGACUUUGAUAAGGUGUUUGCCGAGGGCCGCGAGCAGAUGAGCGAGGCAAAGGCGGCGGCUGGGAUCCCGGAAAAGGCCUAGAUGGCUCGGCCCAUGGACGGAGAGGGAGAGGGAGAGAGUGUGUGUGUGUGAAGAAGAGCGAUGUAGUUAUGAAUACGAAACGAUGCGAGCAAGCGAAAGCAUGUGCUGGC
Exserohilum turcica Et28A is the source of this 737-nucleotide messenger RNA. RefSeq lists its product as uncharacterized. Lineage: Eukaryota; Fungi; Ascomycota; Dothideomycetes; Pleosporales; Pleosporaceae. Gene Ontology annotation, biological process: melanin metabolic process. The coding region runs from base 85 to 627 and encodes 180 amino acids. The record is from RefSeq and is a predicted model, not a curated record. The transcript has 3 exons. Gene Ontology annotation, molecular function: scytalone dehydratase activity.